GUAUGUACAACUGAUAAAGCAAAACCAUAGCUAUGGAAUGAUGGGGAAAGUUAUCAUUCUCUGGGAACAAGGCAAUGAAGUUAAUGCUUCCAGAUACAACUCUUUUAAUUAUAUUAAUCUGUCAAAUCAGAGAUUAAAGACAGUACCUUACAGUUUAGAUAUUCAUGACCCAUUGAAAAUACUGCUGAGUCAUAACAGGAUUGAAACAUUUCCAGUCAGCCCUCCUGUUAUGGGAUGUUCCAAAUUAACACACCUUGACCUCAGUCACAACCUGUUAUCAGCCCUUCGAGAAGAAAUACGUCUUCUUUCAAAUCUGAGGAAUCUCAAUGUGUCCCAUAACAAACUUCAAUCCAUUCCUCCAGGUGUAUAUGAAUUACUUUCAUUAACAGUUUUUGACAUGUCACACAAUUUUGUCCAACAGCUACCUCCAACGAAAUUCCCAAGUUUGGAGUGGUUGGACUUGUCUUCCAAUAAGUUCCAAACUGUGCCAGACAGUAUUUUACAAACACAAAGUAUCACAUACCUAAAUCUGUUAGGAAAUGAUAUUUCAUCCCUCCCUGCUGAUAUAGUCAGACUAACAAAUCUUGAUACUCUCUGUUAUGAUAUAAGAAGGCUACAGAAUCUGAGCCAUGUGCCAUUUGAGUUGAAGACCAUGCCCUGGGGCAUUGAAUGGACUGUUAACUGUAACGAUAUGCCUAAUAGUACUUCUGCUGGGAAUAAAAUUCAUUUCAUUGUAAGACCAAAGGUAGGAUAUUUGCAAGUCAAAACAAAUACAAAAGAAGUGAGUGAAUGUGGGGUCUAUGAGCAUUUACAGUAUGAACUCAACAGCACUAUCAAUUGCUUUGAGGAUACCCUUAGGGAGGUGAACCUGUCAAACUGCAAUAUUCAGUCUUUACCAGAGCAGAUGUCUUUCCUUUCAAAGUUAACAAAACUUGAUGUCAGUAAUAACAGGUUGUCAAGUUUUCCUAUUACAUUACCAGGUUUGCAAAGUCUACAAGUUCUGAAUGUUUCAAAUUGUAGUCUUACUGUACUACCAGAGUCAAUAGGAGACAACCUUCCCUCUCUUACAAGCUUGGACAUAUCCAGAAACAACCUCAAGACUCUGCCAAACUCCUUAUCUAACCUGCCUAGAUUAGAAAUAUUGUCCCUACAGUACUGUGGUUGUCAUCAGGUAGAAUUUCUGGCAAAUCUGACAUCAUUAAGAUAUGUUAAUGUGGACCUUGCUCAGCUUAUCAGUAUUCGUGUAUGUUGUUUGGAUCAAUUAUCUGCAGCAGGAACCACCGUCAGUCUGAUUCACUGGGAGAUGUUCAGUCACUUACAGACGUAG
Messenger RNA from Branchiostoma belcheri (Belcher's lancelet), 1327 nucleotides. Its product is annotated as protein scribble homolog. Bases 38 to 1327 code for a protein of 429 amino acids. Gene Ontology annotation, molecular function: protein binding. The record is from RefSeq and is a predicted model, not a curated record. The transcript is spliced from 2 exons. NCBI's taxonomy places the organism in Eukaryota, Metazoa, Chordata, Leptocardii, Amphioxiformes, Branchiostomatidae.